UUUGUAAUAAUAAGUUAGAACCCCUAAAGGCCUGUUUCCUCUGUCGCUGUGUGAGUCGGGUGGAAAAAGAGCUCCCAGAAAUUCCGUAAAUGGCAGAUUUCACGACGUCAACUCACAGGGCCAACUGGAUUUUUACUCCACAAGUCCUUAAGGAAAAAUACAAAGCUUCGAAUCAGAGAGCAAAACAAGCACUGGAGAAGUAUGGGUCAACAAAGGUUGAAGUGAACCUUGACGGGUCCAUAUCUUAUGCGGAAACAGAUUCAAAAGGCAAUGGUGAAAAUCAAUCUCGAACAAAACCACUCAAAGUCGAAGAAGAACAACUUUUGAGGGCAUUUUAUGAGUUCAAGAUUCAAGAUGUCUGUGAUGCCUUUAAAUUUCCACGUAAAAUUCAGGCGACGGCUCUUAUUUACUUCAAAAGGUUUUAUUUGCAAUGGUCUGUUAUGGAACAUCAUCCAAAGCACAUCAUGUUGACAUGCAUAUAUGGGGCCUGCAAGGCAGAAGAAAAUCAUGUCUCAGCUGAGGAGCUUGGAAAAGGUAUUGAACAAGAUCAUCACGUGAUUCUCAACAAUGAGAUGCUAGUUCUUCAGAGUCUUGGAUUUGAUCUUAUCGUUUAUGCGCCAUACCGUGCACUUGAGGGUUUUAUCAAUGACAUCGAGGAGUAUUAUGAAGCUAGAGACGACCAAAUUGAGAUGCUGCAGAGGUUGCAUGAGUCGGCCAAGGCUGAAGUGGAUAAAAUCAUGCGGACAGAUGCACCUCUUUUAUUCCCUCCUGGACAGUUGGCACUAGCAGCCUUACGCAGGUCUAAUGAGGCACAUGGAUUCUUCGAGUUUGACAGAUAUUUGAGAAGCAUUUUGUCUCGCCAGAGUUCUGUCCCCAGUGAUUCAGAUAUUAAUGUUGUGCUGGACUCUGUUGAUACUUUGAUAAGUAAGCUCGAGAUGCCAACUACGAAAGACGUGAAGCACAUAGACCGAAAACUGAAAUCAUGUUUAGAUCCUGGAUCAUCACAUGACAAGUAAUCUCAACAUCUUUGCAAUUAUACUCUUUGUUAAAGUUGCAAUGUUUCUGAGACUUUCUUCAUGUAAUCUGAAUGCCCUUGUGCACAACUCAUUGUCUUACACGCAGGAGUAAGAAACGUAAACACAGAUCGAAGGAAGGCUCCACUGACAUUGACAUGUCUUAAGCUGUAAAAUAACAUGGGAACUGGACUGUGUGGGCGAAGUGUGAGGGGGCUCACUUAGCUUCAAAUGGAAAAUCGAAGGUGAAGAAGAAGACGGAGAAGAAAGGAACGGGAAAAUCUGUCCUUGAAAUUUGAAUUGUUAGAGCAACGUUUUAUUGGGGGAUUAGAUUAUGAGGACUGAGGGAAGAACAGAUAGUGUGUUAGGAUACAGUGUGUAAUAUUCUGAGCUUCUUAAAUUCUUGAAUAUUAUGAAAUUUUGGGGUGAAAUGGCAUAUUUAUUGAAAAUGAUUUUCUGGGGAAAAACUCGUCAAUGCAGUAUGACUUUUCCGCCAAGUUUAGCAGUAGAAGCGUAGAACAGUGACUCUGUUCAUUUUUUUUGUGUAGUUUUUUUUUCCGCAAUUUUUUAUUAAUAAAUAUCCCAUCUUAACAUA
Messenger RNA from Oldenlandia corymbosa var. corymbosa, 1608 nucleotides. The record is from the annotation of a GenBank genome assembly. NCBI's taxonomy places the organism in Eukaryota, Viridiplantae, Streptophyta, Magnoliopsida, Gentianales, Rubiaceae.